Ectocarpus sp. CCAP 1310/34 is the source of this 1129-nucleotide messenger RNA. The record is from the annotation of a GenBank genome assembly. Lineage: Eukaryota; Phaeophyceae; Ectocarpales; Ectocarpaceae.
AUGCACCAAAACGUCGGAAACAACACUCCAACCGCGCCCGCCGCCGUCGCCGGCGAGGAAUCGCCUGAAGCUCACCCCAGAAGCCGCCCUAGGCUUGAGACACCGCCAAAAAGCGGUGCCGGCGGCAACAGCAGCACGGCAGGGGUGGAAGGCGGCCAAAGCGGAAUCUGUAAACUGGGUAGCGACAGUCCGAGGCCUGGUGGCCUGAAUGGUGACUCUGCAGCUUGGCUGACGAGCACGGGCGAAGAGGCGAUUUUCCGCCGCAUCGUGAUGUUCUUGUGAACAGGACUGCCGUCGUUCAGCUGGCAAGGACGCCAAUAGGUGCCGCAUGUACAUACAUUUGCCUCCAAUCGGUGCCGCAUGUGCAUACAUUGCCUGCCAGAGCAAGCGGCCCAGCUUCCGUUGAGGAGAUUGAGGAGAUUCGCAAUAGCAGAAGGCGUACAGGAAAUGAGAUCCCAAAUGUGCGACGUGCUCGAAUGCUGGUGAUAGCCAUCUUCGUAAUUGCGACAAACUUGGAGCAAUGCCUCUUCGAACUUUGGAUGUUGUGGCCGAAUCCGUUGGCACUGCUGAUAUUCAUGUCGACCGUAGAUCCAAAUGCACGGGGUUGUGCCUGCUGUACACGUGGGCGAUCGAAGCCUCGAGGAAGCUGGUGCACCGGAGUGGGGGGAGGAGGUUGGUCGUGCCAUGUAUUGUAGAUCACUUCCGUUCCUCGCAGAAACGCGUGUGGCACGUCCGCACGUGGUAUGUAUGUGGUGCUGAUGCCCCUCAACCUUGCGAGGACAAUCGGCUACACAGUCAAGACGAAGAUAAGUAUGUUGGGACGAACUCCUUGCGGUUCCCCAAAGAUUAUAGUGUGUGGGGUGUGCAUGAUGAGUGUUAUUGAAUUGUAUUGAUUGUCCUACAGUAGUUACGAGAAUAUAUUUUCUUUGUCAUGCCUUUCACAUGUAGACUAGUCUUAAAUUCUGUUGUAGGACCGCUUCAUUGUAAGUUGAGAUUUUGCUGUGUGAGAAUGCUUUCCAUUUUGUCUUUUACCAGAGCGACCGGUGUUUUAGUUCUUCUGAGAUACAACCCGUGCGCGGGUUUUGAUUGUUCAUAUUCGAUCGCCCCGGUCGUCUAGUUGGUAUCCUCG